Messenger RNA from Darwinula stevensoni, 375 nucleotides. The record is from the annotation of a GenBank genome assembly. NCBI's taxonomy places the organism in Eukaryota, Metazoa, Arthropoda, Ostracoda, Podocopida, Darwinulidae.
AUGAAGAAAGACAUGUGCUACUUUUUAACUUUGCUGGUGCUCUCCUACCUGUUCUGGGAUGGAUCAUCCACGGAUAUCGUCUUGUAUUAUGCCGUGCACCAUGGACAACGAUAUGGGAACGUAUCCCGGCAGUUCAAAGCGGAUGACAUUGGGCAAUGCAACAUGGAAUGUUCGAAGGACAACCCCUCCCGGCCUUGCUUUGCUUUCAACUUCAGGGAAAAUGAUGGAUUCUGCAAGCUCAUUCACAACGAGAGGAGCGAUCUCGUUCCCUCAGAGGAGUACUUAGCAUUUGCUCAAUGGGCAUGUUUUCUGAAGCAGAGGAGGGUUGACUGUCAACCCUGGUCUCUGGGACAGAGCUUAGUACUUCACAAGUAG